Molecule: messenger RNA, 1188 nt
Organism: Gossypium raimondii (Peruvian cotton)
Lineage: Eukaryota; Viridiplantae; Streptophyta; Magnoliopsida; Malvales; Malvaceae
Exons: 3
Coding region: 67-1038 (323 amino acids)
Source: RefSeq, a predicted model, not a curated record
CAUUUGAUAAAAACCAUGUUGUUUUAUAUUUCGGCUUGCAUUAGCUUUGCCGCCUUGUAGCGAACUAUGGUUCGCAGGCUUUGUUCCCGCCUCUUUUUCUUCAGAAUUCCGAAACCCUGCUGGCCGCCACGACCGCCACCUUUUUCAAGGUCAGAAUCUCCUUUAAAUCCAUUGCUAAGCUCUUCAACAAGUCAUCUUAAUGGCGGGUUUUACCCGAAUUUUCAAGUAUUGCGAUCAUAUGCUCGAGAAGGGCGUAAACAUUACGAUCUCUUUGGGAGCAAAACACCCGGCAAUGAAGAUUUCAGGAAGGCUUGGCAACAAGAGAUGGAUGAGGAUGAGACCCUAUGGACUGGCAGUGAAGAUGAAAGUGAUCCUGAAAACGACGAAACAGAUUCUAAAACCGAUCGAAACCGUCUGGAAAGAGAGAUACGGAAAGCCAGACAGCAAGCUAAAGAUCAUUCCGAGCUAAUCGAUGCCGAUGACAGUGACGAGUUAAGAAGCGUAUGGUCUGGGAGUGAUGAGGAAAAGACAUUAUGGACUGGCAGUGAAUGUGAUGAUGACGACGAUAUUCCUACUGAACCUUAUCCUAACGAAUCCAGCGAUAAGUACAUCGAUAAACUUUUCGAGUUCGAGGAAAAACCAAAGUACAGAACCAUCUCAGAGCUACUGAAAUCCGAAAAAGAACCCGAGGAGCUAUCACCGGGCAAGAAAGCAAGGAAACUAGCAGUUGAGAACGCCUUGAAGAAACUCAAGAAAGGACCUGACGGGCGAUAUACGAAUGUUUGGGAAGUGAUGAGCGACAUCGACAUUUUAAUAGGAGCAUUCGAGAACAUUGUUUCGGGACCGGAAUAUGAGGAGCUUCGACAAGGAGGACCUAAGAAAUUGAAUAUGGAGUUUUUCAAGGAUAUUCAAGCACGAAUGAGGGAUCCAAAUUAUAAGUUCUCGCCGGAGUUGAAGUUGAAACCAAAGAGCAAGUUGGUUCCGAAGAAGAAAUGGCAGAAGGCACAAUCUAGGCGAAGGAAAGCUCAAAAGCGUUAGCUAUAAGACCGAAUCAAAUUAGUCUUUCUAUUAUUAAAUGGAUCAAUUUUGUAUAUGUAUUAUUAAAAAAAAAAUCAUAUAAGACUAAAUUGGAAUAAAAUUAACGUUUACUGUUUAAUAUUUAUAAAGCUUUUAUGGUUUGUAAAUUAA